GUGUGUGUGUGUGUGUGUGUGUGUAUGUAGGUGUGAAAGUAAACUGUAUGUGUGUGUGUGUUUGUGAAAGUAAACUGUGUGUUUUCUGUGUUAUCUCCCUCUAUGUCAGUGUUUAACCCGCUGUGGUCAUGAUGUGAGUUGCCCGACUGGACACAUUUGCGUGCCUGUGUAAAUGGCAUGUCAUGAUAUCUCUAAUGACUUAAUUAGGUCAAUUAGUAAAGCCCUGUUUGUAAUGGAGGGGCAGCACAUCCAUGUAGACACCCCUGAACUCUCAUGCUAUAAAUCUGCUGAUAUUCAUAAAUGUGUGCCAGAUGCAUAUUAUUCAGCGAGUGCCAAAACUGUAACUGCUGCCAUUUAUAUCAAAUGUCAUUUGUUGGCGUAGCAUCUGAAUGAAUGUCCUCUCCUCCAGGUAUUCUCUGCAGUCUGUGUGUAUGUGUGUGUGUGUGUGCGUCGGUCUGUUUGAGAGUGAGGGACAGAUAGGGAGAGAGGGAAUGAUGGAGAGAGUUGGUGUGUGUCUGUGUGUGUGUGUGUCUCACUCUGUCACCCAGGGCAUUGAGAAAAAUCAAUAGAUCUACAGCUUGAGUUGGACCAUUUACCUCUGCCAAGUGAUGGGCAGACACUUUGGCCUUCAAAGAUCCACAGACAAGCUGCCUGCAGUAGACUCACAGGAUGUCAGCUCUGCGUCCUCCUGCACAAGUGCCUCUCAGUUCCAAUCCUCAAUUGAAACGUGUGUUUGUCUCCCGGUUCAUGUAACUGUCACUUCUUCUGAAAACCUGUGAGGGGGGGGGUCAUAGAUCAAAAGUUUCUCACAUGGCCAAUAGAAGCAGUCAAGAGAAUGAGCAGGAGCAGGCGGAGAGAUGGAUUGAAGGAAGAGAGAGCCGGAGCAUGUGAGAAGGGAACCGAGCGAGACCAUCAUAAUCAAUCCUCCAUGAUCCUGGAAGAGCAUCAUUUAUCUUCUUUUCUCACUCCACUCCUCCUCCUGCCUCAAUCUUUCCCUCAUUUUCUGUGGUACAGACACUUUGAUCUUGCGUAAGAAGACGGUCUCCGGAGCUUCAUUUCUUUUAAAGCCUCCAUCGUGAGGGCCCAUAAAAAGAUGCUAAGGAAUGGAUUUUUAAGACCAUUUACCAGGCGUUCUGUAGCGGCUCGCGGGUAAUGGCUACAUAGGGAUAUAAUGUUCCUCCUCAGUGUGUUAUGCCCUUCUGUGCCUUGUGCCCUGAGUUAUCAGGGCAAACUGGGAUUGGCCUUAACACGUCAGUGCUGAGGAGUAUGACGUUGUGCAUAAUAAGUUUUGCCUGCUGGGUAUCCUGGCUGUUUAAUUCAUGAAGACAUGGGAGUGAAGAUGGUUCUUCAUUUUUUGUAUCUUUCUGAGUAAAUAGUUUUUUCCACCUUUGACUAUUUUUUGGUUUCACAUAACACUGUUGACCAACCUUGUGUUUAGGUCUCUUCCUCUUUCUUUUUCUGUGUGUGUACGCAUGCAUGUGUGCCUCAGUGUUUGCCCACUUGAGAGUGGGCUGGGACAUGGGAGCGUGUUUGGGGCUGUGUUUUUGCCGUGAGCAUAUAAGGAUUCGUAUGGGCUAGCAGGGAGAAAAUGAUUGAGAGAAAAGGUCAGUAGACAGGAUGGCCUUUUCUUGUCUACAGGAGACUGCAGGGAGACCAAGAAGUGGGAGAGAAAAGGGAGUCCAGGGGGAGGAGGAGUGAGGAAGCUAGACUAAAGGUUCAAGUGCAGCCGAACAAUUGAAUAAAAUAAGUUAAAGAAUUUGAAUGUUAGAGCAACUGCUGUGAAGCAGCAGUGCAAAAAUAUUUUCAGCAGAAGAAAAAAAUCUAAUCUCCCACAGCUAAAGAUCAGAGUCAGGCCUCUCAUUACCUUAUUAUAGGGAACGUAACAGUCAUGAGACCUGUGUGUCAGGGUGCUGGCUCUGAUCCGUCACGACCACUUAACCACUGCUGCCAUAUGACCCCAGCUCUAUGACACUGUUCCACGUCCUCUCACUUUUUACAGUAAUUCACAACUGAGACCCCAACUUUCCAGUUAGUGAUGAUGUAAGGUAACACAAGGUCAGGGACUGCUGUCAAACGAAAAAGGGAUUUCCGUUUAAGAUUGGGAUAUUUAACAAUACCAACAAGACACUGAUGUCUCGACAAGAGCUGAAUCAAUUACUUAAUUAAUGAGUUAGUUUAUUUUAAUUGGUUUAUAAAAUAACUGCCAAACAUCUUAAAAUGUAAUCAUUUUAUGCAUUUUAAAGCAAAUGCACCAAACAUCUUGUUUAAACUUCUCGAAUAUGAAGAUUUGUGACCUCGGUUGUCAAAUAUGAUUCAUCCAUCCAUUAUCUUGCACUGCUUAUCCUUUGAGAAUCACAGCGGGGGGGUGGAGCCAAUCAGGGCUGACAUUGGGUGGGAGGUGGGGUACUCCCUGGACAUGUUGCCAGUUUGUCACUGGGCCAAAGCAAAGACAAACAACCACUCACACCUACAGGCAAUUCAGGAUCUCCAGCUAACCUAAGAUGACUUUGUCCAUCAGGUUCAUACCAAGAACCUUCUUGCUUUGAGGCGACACCACCAUGCUGCUCUUCACAUGCUAGGCUGGAUAUAUUUUUGGGUAUUUUUUUGUCAUUUUUGUAUCAAUUAAAAAAAGUCAGUUGAAAGAAUGAAAAAUGAUGUUACAUUCAGUACGUUAUUUUGCUUAAUCAGAAACCCACUGAUCUGUUGCAUUCUUUUCAAAGGUUGACUUUGUUUUGAAUUGUCUGAGGGAGACUUAAAAUGUAUGUGGUGCAUGGAAGCUCCGUGGUGUUUUCUUACAACAUCUGAAACAUAUUAAAAUUUUUAUUUUUUCUUAUCUUCACAUGCACGGCAGAGCAUCUAACUGUUCUCGAGAAACACAGAGACACAAGUUAUCCUUUGUAUCGUCAUUUAAAAAAAAAAUCAUCAAUGGCGCUGCUGUAAAAGAGAAUAAAUACAGCCAAGAUUGGUUGAUAAAAGGACGAUAACAAUUAUAUUGGAGCAUCUCAGUACAUAAAGAAGCUGCAGACACUUUGAUUAAGAUUUGUUCCCCCCAGUGGGAUGAAACACGUGGAAUCACCUUUGUGCCCGUUGUUAAUUACCUGCACGUUGUUCUAGCUUUAUGUGGAACAAGCCUGUGACCUUGGCGUGGUCUUAACCCUCCCCUCCUCCAGAGCAAGCUAGCAUGUUGAUGAUGUUACUUGCAGGUGCAGCACGUGUCCAUACGUGUGUGUGUCUGUAUGUGUUUGUUUUCCACAAAUGCGGAUCAUCUCUCUUCUUUACUGAUGGGCUCGUCCCCUACCUUUCUCUCUGUGACCCAGUUCUGGUGUGCUGACACCCCCUGUUCACAUCACGCCUGCAGCAAACACAUGUUGUCAGAGCAGCGAGAAAGAGGAGAAGGAGACAGAAAGGGGGAGUGGAUUGUGUGUCCGCAUUCUUCGUGUCAACAUCUCUGCUUCUUGAAAUCACAGGGCUUGAAAGCAACUUCCUGGGCAGUGCCACAUUUUCUGUUGGUGAUCUGCUGAGGGCUAAAGAUGAGCGACUGACCUUGAGUCUUAGGUCAUCUGAUGGUGUGUGCGCAGCAGGAACAGUGGUGGUGAGUCGUCUGAAGAUGGGGGAGAUGGAGGAGGUUGAUGUGGACCACAUCACCACUGACAUUCCACAACAGAAGUGUCCCUUGGUUUGUGAUUCUGCGUCCCAUGCCUGCGUCGACAGAGAAAAUAACCCACUUACAGGACCAGUGUUCAAGAACCCGGUAUGCAAAGUGUACAGAUUUCAAACAAUGGACAGCAAGUGGAUGCUGGUGCGGGAACAAAUGGAGGAGUGCACGUUGUCCUUUAGCAUCCCCAGACAGCUGCUCUCACUGUACAUUCAGGAGGACAUGAAUAGGGUGCAGGACCUGAGGGAGCUGGGGGAGCUCUCUCCUCAUUGGGACAACCUCAGGAAGGAGGUGAUGGCCCGGUAUGGAGGAAUCAUUGGCUAUUACCAGGAGACUUUGGCUGAGCUGGACAAGAUUACCGGUCGCUCAUUCAAGCCAAGCUGCUGCAAAGCCCAGAAAUCUCUGGAGUUCAUCCCAAUAAACUUGCACACGCAGAGGAUGAGGGUGACGUGCCCCAGAAAAACAGGGAUCCUCAGCAGGCUCAGACAGGGUGCUUCGUCCUCACCCAGGCUCAAAGAUGCAUUCUAUGACAUUGUCACCGUCGGUGCCCCUGCAGCCCAUUUCCAGGGCUUCAAGUGUGGUGGUCUGCAGCGUCUGCUCAGCAGAUAUGAAGCAGAGAAAAAGAGCUUCAGCACUGCCUACCAGUGUAUCUACUACUCACCAGAGCACACAGCCAAAGCUCAGGAGGUACUCAGCACCAUGAGCCUCCUCCAGCCCCUCAUCACGAGCUCAGCGGACCAGCUCCUCCAGGCUGCCCAGGAGCGCUCUUCAACUGGACUAAAGGAUGUGCUCAAGAAGCUUUCUGACAAGACAGAGCAAUUUGUUCACACACUUAAGGAUGAAUUGGUCAAGAGUGCACUGCUCGCGCUGCAUGCGGCACAGCCCGGGUACGUUUCCAAGAACCAGAAGCCAACCCCAGCGCAGGGCGGCCAACAUCAAGGUCACGUCCACCAGUGCAGCGAGCAGAAUCCCAGCCCAGUGCAGGGACUCCCAGGCCACAGUCCAGCCACGUCCGUCACUGAGAGCACGGUGAUGUGUAAUAAUGUGGAUGGAUCAAAAACCACGACAAAAGGAGAAGGUGGAACUCUUCCUCUGAAGCACCAAGACUCCAUACCGCACCACCAAGAGUACGACGAGGAGGAAUGGGACAGGGUGUGGGCCAACGUGGCCAAAUGUCUGAACUGUGUCAUCGCCAUGGUGGAUAAACUUCAGGAGGAAGAUAACAACAGACAGGAACCGGUCCCUGAGCAGCAGCUGGCUGAUGUCAUCACCUCACACAACCCUGGUGACUGGAAGGAGCAGCUGUGUCCUCUGGUGACCAGGUUAAAGGACUGUGUGAUGGAGGUGGUGGAGAAGGCCAAGAGAGCCAUGACCUUCGUGCUCCUGCAGGAGGCGGCCUGCAGCAUACCACAGGGUUUCCUCCUCCAGCAGAGGCGAGACGUGGUCUUCAGUCAGGCACUGGCAGCCUUAGCCUGUGGUUUCGUCAUGAGGCUCUAUGCAGGAAUGGAGGACAAAGGAUUCCUGAGGCAGCUUCACCUGGUCGGCCUCGUGGCUCAGUUUGAGAGUCUGCUCAGCACCUACAGUGAAGAGAUCGGGAUGCUGGAGGACAUGGAGGUGGGAAUCUCCGACCUGCAAAGAGUUGUGUUCAAGAUCACAGAGGCCAAGACAGAUGACCUCAGUGACCUCCAGCCUUUAGUGUGUGGCCGCCGAGACCACUUCACUGUCGAAGUGCCAUUGCCAAGACUGGUUUUCCAGACGUUGCCAGAGGAGAUAAAGGAGGGCAAACCUCUGCAUGUGUUCCCGGUGCUGUUUAACGUGGGCAUCAAUGAACAGCAGACUAUAGCCGAGAGGUUUGGAGAUAUCUCCCUACAAGAGAGAAUAAACCAGAAGAACUUUGAGAUGUUAGAAGCCUAUUACAAAUCCUUGAGUGAAAAGGUGCCACUAGAAUGUCUACCAUGUUUUCAAACGCAGACCGACGUUAAGGAAUUACUUGAAACCCUGGGCCAGAAUGUAGUCACAAAGAAGAGGAAGAAUGUGGAGAUACUAUGGAUUGCUGGAUCGAUCUGCCGAAGGUUAAAUGGCAUCAGGUUCACCAGCUGUAAAAGUGCCAAAGACCGGACGUCCAUGUCUGUCACACUGGAGCAGUGCGCCCUCCUCCGGGAUGAACACCAGCUCAGCAAGGAUUGCUUCAUCCGUGCACUGGAUUGUAUGCGGAGGGAGGGCUGUCGUAUUGAGAACGUUCAAAAGAACAUUAAGUGCAGGAAAUAUGCCUUCAACAUGUUGCAGCUGAUGGCCUUCCCCAAGUGCUACCGACCACCGGAGGGGACCUACGGCAAAGUGGACUCGUGAGGGGAGCGCCUGCUGCGUGACCCCCCCACACCCCCCAC
This is a messenger RNA of Pleuronectes platessa (European plaice), 6042 nucleotides long. It is a transcript of the gene inpp4b, whose product is annotated as inositol polyphosphate-4-phosphatase type II B. The transcript has 20 exons. The coding region runs from base 3608 to 6004 and encodes 798 amino acids. Gene Ontology annotation, cellular component: cytoplasm. Gene Ontology annotation, molecular function: phosphatidylinositol-3,4-bisphosphate 4-phosphatase activity. The record is from RefSeq and is a predicted model, not a curated record. Lineage: Eukaryota; Metazoa; Chordata; Actinopteri; Pleuronectiformes; Pleuronectidae.